AAUGCUGCCCGCACCUUUUUCCAGCGCCGAGGCCCGGCAGGUGCCUCCCACUGAAGCGACAGGCUCAGGGCCCGCUUCUUCCCCUCCAUCACCGCAGCCGAGUCCACCACAGCUGGCGUACUGCCCGCCCUAUUUCCCUCAGCAGCAGGCGCAGAUGCCGAUGAUGAUGUACCCCUACUUGUAUCCACCCAUGCCCACGCCCGGCUACAUGCCACCUUCAUCCGCGCCCGCAGCGGGUGCGCAGCCGCCCAGCCAGCUCAACACUCCCCCGCUGCUCGAUCCCUCCCUGCAGCAGCAGCAGCAGCAGAUGUUGAUGCAGAUGCGGAUGAUGUACCCCUAUCUAUUCCAGCCCAUGUAUAUGCCCGGCUACGCACCACCACCGGCAACACAGCCGCCGAGCCAGUUGAGCGCGCCUCCCCAACAAGAGGACUCGUCUCCGCAGCUUUGGGAAGAUCAUUCCCAGCCGCCGCAAGAGCAGCAGCAGCAACAGCUGCCGAUGUACGCACCGUGGAGCGCAGCCGCGCCGCAGCACCCUCCUUCCGCCAUCCUUACCAGCGAUCUCUUCGCUCCUGGCACCUUCCUCUCACCCGCCUCCAUCAUGCCACCGCCACCGACCACCGCGCUGGGCUACGCGCAGGGCACCCCGACUGUUCACCUGGGACUCAAGGUAGCGGUGGCCUCCACGAGGAAAAUUCUGACCUGCUACGCUCUGCUCUUCCUCUUCCUGCUCGCUACCGGCCUCAUCCUCCUCGGGGCGUGGUGUACCCCGGCCAGCCGAGAUCAUCUCUUCUUCACUCGGCCCACGCCUGAUGUCAUGGAAAGUGACACGUAUGCACGCUUUUUUGGCGGCGCUACUGGGAAGAUGCUCUCCACCUACGCGCACUACGCACCCUGCACGGUACUAAAGCAGCAUGGCUGCACCGUGCUGACGCAGCGAGAUAUUCUGUACUGGUUGGCGAACAUAACAAAUGGGAUGCAGGAUCCUUUUCCUGAUAUCUUCGUCUACAGCAACGUAUCCGAUGGUAUCUUGAGCUCUUGCGAGUACUUCUCACGUCCCGCACUUCCGACGCAUCUACCGGCGAAUCACGUGAACGGUAGUCUUGUAAACCGUACUGUGGAAAAGGGUCUGAUACUACCCUCAGGGAACGUUGGUGUCGCCCCCAUCCUCGGCACUGACAACAGAGGGAAUGACGCCUUCGGUAGCGCGGAGCAGCUGGAAUUGUCGCCGGAAGACGUCGAUCCGGAAACACCAGCCAAUCGUUCUCUUGCACCACGUGAGAUUGGCCUCGUGCUUCGGCACAGGUUUUGGCACGCACCAGAGGUCCCUACCCUCCCAAAAAUAAUGGCGAACAAGACAGGCAUCCGCAUGCAUCUCCAUUCCACCUUUCCCGAGGGAGUGCGAGCCCGCUUCCUCGUCACGUGCAACACUGACAGAGAGACGACGGACAUGCUCAAGCUUGCACGGGUCCUCCGCGUCAACCUCACGGACAUCGUCCCCGCUAAUCACACCGGUACCGCCUUCCCGCUCUCCGCCUACACGCUCUUCACCGCCACCCCCAACUCCCCCAUCUCGUACACCUUCAACACCUCCCUGCCCUCGUGUGCGCACUACUACAUCUACUGCGAGGAUCCCAGCGUGUACGUCCUGCUCGCCUCGGCCAACGAGCUGCGUCGGUGCGGCGGGGGCUCCGUGGUGGCCAACGCGACUCUGCCAGACGCCCUCGUCACCGUCGUGGUGUGUGACGUGGUGCCGCGCGAGAUCGGCGUCGACCCCCGCAAGAACGGUGACCUGCUCUUCACCGCCAGGGGCGUCUUCUCCAUGCACCUCACCGUGGGUACUCGGUCCGUGAAGUUUCCAGACGCGUACCAAUCCUUCGACGCCGGGCUGAGCACGUCGGCGGUUGUCUUCAUCAUCGCUCACGCUCUGGUGCUCGUUUCGAUGGUGCUCCUCGCCACCGCAGCGUGUCUCAUCCCGGUGCAGCGCUGCAAGCUGCAUCGACUGCGGGCCGCCCUCGAGGAAGACGCCGCCGUUGCCAUGGCGAUCCUGUACCGCGCACAGGGCGCCCUCACUGGACCGCUGCCGCCGGUUGCCGCCUCCGCCACCGCGGCGGACUCCCCGGUCCCCCACGACGACAGCAACGCCGGCAGAAGCGGAAGCGAAGGCGGCCGCAUCGCCACCGCCUCCGCACUUGCACCCGCACCCGAUGCCUCCAUGUACGUCGCCUCGCCCUUCUACCGGCCGGCGGCGGGGACGGAGGUGGUGCGGGUGGGCGAUGCGUUGAUGGUGUUGGCACCGCACCCGCACAUGCAAAUGCAAAUACACGCGCCGCAGACGUCGCAGUCGCCCUACGGCGAGGGUCACUACCUGUCCCAGUCGGGCGAGGAGGCGGAGGCAGAGGAGGCGUCUGCGCUGGUGCGCACCGUCGGCCUCCGCGACGCCCCUGAGCCGGACGAGCACCGCCGCAGCAGCAGCAGCAGUAGUAGCAUUAGCAGCGGGUCAGAGAAGGGAGGGGAGGAGGAGGACGACGCUGCCUUCAUGGUGCCGGAGGGGGUGGUGUCGCCAACGGAGAUCGUGCUGCCCAUCACCACACCAGCGCGUGCGAAUCCGCAGCAGCAGGAGCCCGGACAAGAUGCUCAUGAGCUCGAGUCGCUCCCCAGCACCGCCUCUCCUCCACCGCCGUCAGAGCAAGCGGACAGCGACGAGGGCGGUGAGGCGCGCCUGCUGCGCAGCGUGGCCGUCAUCGACAACACCAGAGGCAACAACAGCCACCACCGCAGCAGCAGUAGCACCGGCAGCGCCCCCGCCCGCCUGCACGCGUCGCCGCUAUCGCCCCCACCACCGGAGGAGCAGCUGCAGCACUACCCGCUCCCUCAGACGCUCCCGGCGUUGCGGAGUGCUGGUGCGGUGCCAGAGCACGGCGGGGUGACACCGACAAUGCCACCUGCGCAGCAGCACCCACCGGCGCUGCAGGCGACGGCGCUGCCCAACACGGACUGGAUGUUCACCCAGACACGCCACCUCGUGAGUCCGGAGGCGCUGGAGGAGAGCGCGCCCGCCACCCCGCACAGCCGACCGACGCGAUCGCGGCUGCAGCGGCUGCGUGACCGAGUGCUGCACCGCCGUAGCGCGUCGGAGGACGGCGCGUCGGUGCGGGCCAACUUCCCUGGCAGCUCCACCGACGAGGAGGACAGGGAAAGCGACGACGCCGCGGCCGACCGCCACUACGCCGCGCCGGAGAGCUCGCCCGGGGAGCGUACCAUCCAGCUCUUCGUGAUGCGUGCUCGCAACUCGUACCGCCGCACGCGUCGCGCGCAGGUCCACGUUCUCCGCACGGUCUUUCUCUACAUGCACGUGGUGGCGAUCUUGGAUGCCGUUUUUAUUAUUUUGGUGUUGGGCUUUCAGCUUUCCGGAGUCUUUGUGGACUUCCCGGGCCGACUGCAGCUGCGGUACGGUGACACACUGACGAUGAAGCGACGUGUGGAUAGCGGCCACCUCGCGCAGCUAAUUAUUUCGACGGUCCUUUCCAUCGCCGUCGUUGCCGUGUCGCUUGCGAUCCGCUGGCAGCGUGUUUGGUAA
Messenger RNA from Leptomonas pyrrhocoris, 3577 nucleotides. RefSeq lists its product as hypothetical. Bases 155 to 3577 code for a protein of 1140 amino acids. The transcript has a single exon. The record is from RefSeq and is a predicted model, not a curated record. Lineage: Eukaryota; Euglenozoa; Kinetoplastea; Trypanosomatida; Trypanosomatidae.